GUUCCUAUGCGUUGCAACAAAUGUUGCUUGUGAAAACUGCUAAGAGCAUGGACAAUCAGCAUAAAAGAAUGUUGAAAAAAAUAAUCGGACGCAUCAGAAAGCAGAGAUCGGAGACGAAAAGGCUAAGGAAGGAACAAGAGAAGAUCAAAGAGGGUCAAAAGCAACGCAUCAGAAACCAGAGAUCGGAGAUGAAAAGGCUAAGGAAGGAACAAGAGAAGAUCAAAGAGGGACAAAAGCAAGUAAGGGAAAAAAUUGAAGUCAUUGAAGCAAUAAGUGAGCUAGUUGAAGUCGAUUUCACUUUUGCUCUCGGGCAAGUGAAACCAAGAGAGAACCUACAAAGGUGUGUUUCCUCUGUGGGUUCAUGUACCCAUCCUUUGUGAUGGGCAGAAAGACAAGAGGGGCAAAGACAAGUAAGAGCGGAGACAAGACUCAUAAUCCAACAUGCCAAGGCAGCCAAGCUCUGCAAGCUCGGUCUGUGGCUGAGGGUUCUGAAACAUCCUAAGCGAAAAUUCUCAUGGAGGUCUUCGAACCGUCGGAUGAAUUUUCAGGAAAUAAAUAUUCGCAAUCCUCUUUUUUAUUUACGUGUGAUUAGGGAAAUAGGGGGAUUGGGUAAUUGCAAGGGAUCUGCUUUAGGCUAUUUUCUUUGCAUUAUCUGAAGCUACUGUAUUCGGUGUAUUUGCUAAGCCUUAUGUAAUAUUGUGUUCUAUUUGUAAUUUGAGGUCGUUCUUCAAUUGGUUGGUUCUUUCUUUCUAGAAAGAAUCUACUAUGAAGAAGGUUUUUAAUGAGUUCAGUUUUUAUAAAAAAAAAUAGUAUUUAGUGGG
Hibiscus syriacus is the source of this 821-nucleotide messenger RNA. Its product is annotated as golgin subfamily A member 6-like protein 22. The record is from RefSeq and is a predicted model, not a curated record. Lineage: Eukaryota; Viridiplantae; Streptophyta; Magnoliopsida; Malvales; Malvaceae. The transcript is spliced from 3 exons. The coding region runs from base 21 to 380 and encodes 119 amino acids.